Paramecium sonneborni is the source of this 1006-nucleotide messenger RNA. Lineage: Eukaryota; Ciliophora; Oligohymenophorea; Peniculida; Parameciidae. The record is from the annotation of a GenBank genome assembly.
AUGUUUGAAAGAAAAGAAUUAAAGGCAUUUGUCAAAAAAAAUGUUUAACAAAAUCAAAAAGAUUAAGAAUUGAUAUUUAGUAUAAAAAGAAAAUUAGGAGAUUAAUCAUUUGACAACAUUUGUAUAAUUUAAAAGUAAAAUUAAAGAUUUAUCAAACGAUGAAGAAAUCAUUUAAUUUAUUAAUUCUAGGAAAAAACAAAAAUUAAAUAUUGAUGAUGUGAUUAAUUAAACAGAAAAGUUAUCAAUUAAUGAUGAAACACAAAAGAUGUAAAUUUUAAUUUCAAUUAUAAAAGUUUAGUUUUAGAGAAACUAAAAUUUGAUUCUGUUACUUAAUAUAGUGAGAAUACAUAAUAAAAUAGUAUUUUGAAGAUUAGAAGAGAAUAAUUUGUAGAUAAAUAUAGAAAAGAUAUAAGAGAGAAAAUAUUAUAAGAAAAUAGAAAUAAAGUGAUUAUUAUCUGAUUAAAUCUAGUUGAUUAUUCAAUUAGAAUAAGAUAAAAAUAAAUUAAAAUGUUAUGAUGAUAAAAAAGAUGAAGAAUUAGAAUAAGAUUAUUAUGUAAUAAAAUAAGUGAACAAGAGUCAAAUGAAUUAAGAAAAAAAGAGUACAGUAAUGAAUAUAGAUGCUAAACAAAUAGAAAAAUAUUUUGAUAAUUAUUAUAUUGAUAGUGAUCACAAUUAAAGUAUUGAUAGUGAAGACUCAUAACGUACUGAUUAAGAUGCUUAUGAAUAUCCAGAAAAUGAAAGUUGUAGUAAUGAUAAUGUAGCAGUUGAAGAAGAAGUUGAAGAUUAUGAUGAAAAUGAAAGUGAUGAUGAUUGUGUUGAUUAUAAAAAAUGUUAGAGAAAAGAUAUAUAAGAAAAAGAUGAAUAAAUAGAAAUCGAUGAUUCAUCAUCACCAUAAGAAAUCUAAAUUAAUUAAGUUUAAUCAUUUAUGAGCUUUAUUAAAUAACAUGAAUUGCUAAAAUAAGAAAAACAAUCUUGGAAAACAUUUAACUAUGAAAAAGAUUUUUGA